Messenger RNA from Spirodela intermedia, 742 nucleotides. NCBI's taxonomy places the organism in Eukaryota, Viridiplantae, Streptophyta, Magnoliopsida, Alismatales, Araceae. The record is from the annotation of a GenBank genome assembly.
AUGUUUAGCUCCCCCACGCCGUCAAUGGCUUCAUCCCUCCUCGGCAACACUAACAACGCCACCAUGUCUUCCUCCUCCGUGCCCCCUCAGCCCUUCGCCUGCCUGGACAAUGCAUCCAACAACCCCACCAACGGCGGAGGCGGCGUUGGCAGCAAACGGAAGCGUAGGCCAGCCGGAACUCCAGGUACUUCCUUGCACACGCUUGAAUCCCCGAAUUGCUGUGAAUUCGAUUGGUGUUCAGUUGAACUUAAAAUAAUGACGCCGAUGAUCAUCUCCUGACCAUCUGAUGUUGAUAUCACUAGACCCUGACGCGGAGGUGGUGUCGCUGUCGCCGAAGACGCUGCUGGAGUCGGACCGGUACGUGUGCGAGAUCUGUGGCCAGGGGUUCCAGAGGGACCAGAACCUGCAGAUGCACCGGCGGAGGCACAAGGUACCAUGGAAGCUGCUUAAGAGGGAGACACCGGAGGUGAAGAAGAGGGUUUUCGUCUGCCCGGAGCCCAGUUGUCUGCACCAUGACCCCUGCCACGCCCUCGGCGAUCUAGUCGGCAUCAAGAAGCACUACCGGCGGAAGCACUCCAACCACAAGCAAUGGGUCUGCGGCAAGUGCUCCAAGGCCUACGCCGUCCAGUCUGACUACAAGGCUCACCUCAAGACCUGCGGUACCCGCGGCCACUCAUGCGACUGCGGCCGCGUCUUCUCCCGGUCCGAUCCUCCUUCACGACGUCUCCUCCUUCCUCCGUAA